AUGAGGCCAUCUGCUCGUUCUUUGGCCAAUGCUUUCUGCACUCACGAGGAAACAGCUGUUUUAUUGCAUGGCUCAACUGGAUAUUUUCAGAUUCUACAACAUAUUGCUUUUGCGUGCCUUAUGUAUAUAUUAUUAUACGCAUUUUCAUUUCUCCAAAAUAUUGCCGGUGAGGAGAGUGGCGUGCAUCGAGACGAUUCUGCCGUGACACUUGAAGGCGUGGAUUUCUGGAUUUUCUCCAAUCAGAGGUUUCUCGAUGCCAAUCUGGAUAUUUUUGCAGAGCGGAAGCCAUCAUGUCACUCCGGCUGGGCACCAUUUGCAGCGUCCGGAGCGAGCAAGUACACACAUUGCUUGAAAGUUUUCGCGACAUUCCGGAUGAGCUGGCAACAGGCUGAGGAGAGCUGCACGCAGUUUGGCAACAAUGCUCACUUACUUUCCAUACAGAAUGCUGAUCAGAUUGCUUGGCUCACUGAUUUGGUUUCUUCCUCAGAAUCGCGGAUAAGAGUGCCGCUUUCUACGUUGUGGAAGACUUCGCACUGGCUCUCGCCCGGAUGGUGGGUUGGACUUGGUCAGGUGUGUCCGAAUCAUCAGAUUGAUCAAAUGCCAGCUUUAAGGUAA
Gongylonema pulchrum is the source of this 615-nucleotide messenger RNA. Lineage: Eukaryota; Metazoa; Nematoda; Chromadorea; Rhabditida; Gongylonematidae. The record is from the annotation of a GenBank genome assembly.